AUGUCUAACAAGACUGAUGGUCCAACAAUCAUUGUGUUGACACAUGCUUGGUAUAAGAAAAAUGCAGUUUAUGGACUGCUAUCCUUUCUAGUGCUUGGAAUGGCUCUAGACUUCUUAUUAACCUUGAUCAUCCCCAAGUUGAAUCCUUUAAAUCCAGUAGCUUUGUCACAUUCUCUUAUCCAACCAUGUGAUUCAUCUAUUCAAACCACCAACAAAGGCUGGACUAGCUCGAAUGAGGUCGAGAGUAUUUAUCAUAUCAAUGCAUUGGGAAAGGAUUGUUUCGCCACCACAAUUGGCACUACAAAGAGAUUCAAAGCCUCCAAGCAUGAAUGGUAUUUUGAGUCUUGCCUGUCUUGUAAGACCUCUAACAAGUCUCCCAGAGAGAAUUUUGUGUGCAUUUGUAGAGUGAAGGAUGUGGAACCUAUCACUAAGUUCAAAAUAGAAUUUGAUGUUGAGUAUGAAAACCAUGUUGGUUACUUUGUGUUUUGGGAUAAGGGUUGUAUCCCUUUCGUUGAAAUGACAACUACACAAUUAAGAGAACUCAUGAAGGAGGCUGGUGACGACAACCCUAAAAUAUAUCCGGCACAGCUCGAUAAACUGUUGAACAAAGACCUAGCUUUUCGUAUCAAGUAUCAGUCUUUUUUCCAACAAUUCUCCAUUGUGACCAUAAUAAAGGAUGAUGAUGUUUACAAGAACUUGGACAAAUUGAUUAACCCUAAUGAGCAUACAUCUAAUGCUUCUGUUUUCAACUUUGACACUUCCAAUCCAAAGGAAGUUCAAGACUAUCCCAUUAUGACACCCUCAGCUGAACAUACUAAAUCUGCUCAACCAUCCACCUCUGUGAACCAUACUUGGAGUCCAUCUGCCAGCUCGAGUAAUACCCCGACUAAAAUGGUUUCUAUUUCAACAUCUCUUGAUGAGCUUUUCCAAAAUGAAGACCUAACCCAUAAGCAACCCGCAACAAAAGCCAAACACUUGAAGAAGGAGUGA
This is a messenger RNA of Lathyrus sativus (Indian pea), 990 nucleotides long. The record is from the annotation of a GenBank genome assembly. NCBI's taxonomy places the organism in Eukaryota, Viridiplantae, Streptophyta, Magnoliopsida, Fabales, Fabaceae.